Meira miltonrushii is the source of this 2737-nucleotide messenger RNA. RefSeq lists its product as uncharacterized. Lineage: Eukaryota; Fungi; Basidiomycota; Exobasidiomycetes; Exobasidiales; Brachybasidiaceae. The coding region runs from base 24 to 2639 and encodes 871 amino acids. The transcript has a single exon. Gene Ontology annotation, cellular component: Prp19 complex; spliceosomal complex. The record is from RefSeq and is a predicted model, not a curated record. Gene Ontology annotation, biological process: mRNA splicing, via spliceosome.
CAUCCCGGGCCAUCCAUACAAAAAUGGGCCGUAUAAUUAUCAAAGGAGGUGUAUGGAAGAAUACGGAAGAUGAGAUUCUGAAAGCAGCAAUCUGUAAAUACGGAAAGAACCAAUGGGCCAGAAUAUCUUCUUUGUUGGUUCGAAAGACACCGAAGCAGUGUAAAGCAAGAUGGUAUGAAUGGUUAGAUCCAUCGAUCAAAAAGACGGAAUGGAGUAAAGAAGAAGAUGAAAAGUUGUUACAUCUAGCUAAACUUAUGCCAACACAAUGGAGAACUAUUGCACCAAUUGUUGGAAGAACGGCAACACAAUGUUUGGAAAGAUAUCAAAAAUUGCUGGACGAAGCCGAACAAAGAGAAAAUGAAGAUGGCGCAGGUCCAAGUGGAUCAGGUCUGGCAUUGACAGGUCCUGAUGGUGGUGAAAGUGCACCUUCAGCCGAUGAAGUACGAAGAUUACGACCAGGUGAAAUAGAUCCAGAUCCCGAAACAAAGCCUGCAAGGCCAGAUGCAGUGGAUAUGGAUGAAGAUGAAAAAGAAAUGUUAAGUGAAGCAAGAGCGAGAUUGGCAAAUACACAAGGAAAGAAAGCCAAACGAAAAGCCAGAGAGCGUGCAUUGGAGGAGGCAAGAAGGUUGGCUAUGCUACAAAAGAAGCGUGAGUUGAAGGCUGCCGGAAUCAAUGUACAACAAAAGAAGCCAAAGAAGGGAAUGGAUUAUAUGACCGAUAUUCCAUUCGAGAAGCAGCCUGUGGCGGGAUUCUAUGAUACAUUAGAAGAGGAUUCUAGAGCAAUUCGUGCUCCCGUUGGAAGAUCAAUCGGACAAAUGGACAACCCAGACAAGGCGAAGCGGGAUGAAGAGGAAAAGAUAAGGCAAAAGAAAGAAGCUGAGAGAAAGAAGCAAAGCGAAGAGGGAAAAGCGGCAUUCUCGAAACAGAAAGAAGAGCAAUUGCGAAAAUUGCAAGAAAGCGAACAAAUAAGUAAGAGAAGGAAGCUUAAUCUGCCAGAAGCUCAGGUUGGACAGAGAGAGCUGGAUGAGAUUGUCAAGAUGGGAUUGGCAAGUGAAACAGCACGCUCACUUGUCACAGGAGCUGAUGGCGGCGAUGAAAGUAGCCGAGGUCUCUUGGGAGAUUACUCUGCCCUCCAACAUGUCCGUGAUGCCCGAACACCCAAGACUGCUCCUCAAGAUGAUACAGUAAUGCGUGAGGCUCGUAACUUGAGAAAUAUGGCAAAUCUACAAACGCCUUUAUUGGGUGAUGCUAAUGUGGAAAUGCAUUCAGGUACGGGUAAUACAACCGCUCUUCCGUCCCACCAAGUUGCUCAAACACCCAAUCCUCUCCUUACCCCUCGCAAUGGCAUUGAUGGAAGGGAAAGUGGUAGCAGGACACCACAAAGUGUAUCUACUAGUAGUGUCAGAGGCUCGAGUAUUGCAUCAACUCCGAUGCGAACUCCACUGCGAGAUAGCUUCGGCUUGAAUAUGGACGAUAGCAUGUCAAUGAUUGGCGGUGUUGAUUCUUCGAAAGAGAUGAAGAGAGCAGCUCAAGCAGCUAGAGCUCGAUUACAACAAGGUUUCAUGGGCUUACCCGCCCCAAAGAAUGACUUUGAUCUUGUAUUGGAUGAGGAUCAAGAAGAGGAGGCGCAAAAGGGAGACGCUGAUGAUCAAGCUGCACUUGUGGAAGAAGACGAAGCAGAUCGUGAAGCCAAGUUGGCUAAAUUAGAGGAAGAAGAGCGAAAGAAGGAGUUUGCACGUAGAAGUCAAGUCGUUCAACGAAAUUUGCCAAGGCCAGCAAAUGUAGAUAUCGAGGCAAUGCUAAGAGCGAUCGGUCCAGCACCUUCGCUCGGUUCUGACAUAGCUUUGCGAGUGCAUCACUUGAUCGCAGAGGAAAUGGCACAUCUUGCCAAACACGAUUCCAUACUUUAUCCAAUCGCCGGUAGUACAGCUACUGGUGGAAUGAAGUCAGGUUUGUCUAUCAUUCCUGAUGAGAACCUGUCAGCUGCAAAAGAGUUGGUUCGAUCGGAACUUAUGCAACAAUUGGGCGUCACGAAAGAGGAAGGGAACCAAGAAGAAUCGAUAAGAAGCGCUAUCGAUGACCAUCUCAAUACUGAUACUGAAUCGGGAAGGCAAGCUCUGGCAGAUUUCGAAGAAUCCCUCAAACAAGCCCGAGAGUCAUUGAUGUGGGAUACUAGCAGAGGCGUUUGGUGUGAUCGUUCUUUGUUGAGUUCGAAAUCGAUCAUUGCUGGACAAUCUGCAAGGCUAGAGUCUAUUCGCAAGGAGAUGACCAGAUUAGCAACCCAAUCUGCAAAAGAAGAAAAGAAAUUAGGGAAACUCCUGGGUGGAUACCAGGCCCGUAGUAAAGCCUUAGGUGAUACGAUUCAGCAAUCCUUCCGAACAAUGAGCGAAGGCGAAAUUGAAAAGGAAGCUUACAGACGUUUACACGAAAUUGAAACGAUUUCUAUGGAAGAACGUAUGAAAGCAUUACAGAGCGAAGUGAACACCUUGGAGAGGCGUGAAAAGAUGGCUCAAGGUAUUUACCGUGAUAAUGAUGAAGAAAGGAAAAAGUUACAAGGAGAGAUUGAAUUAUUAGAAGAUGAAAUCGCAAUGCGGGAAGCUGAGCAUCUUAAUGAGGAAGCAUUGCAAAAUGAAGCUUAGUGGAUCUUCUGACAUCUACGUGUAUCAUACUAUGAUUCAAUCAUGUGUAUCAUGUCUGAUAGAUUUUCAUGAAUGGCAAUCAGAUAUAUUCAAUAGAG